Trypanosoma grayi is the source of this 927-nucleotide messenger RNA. Its product is annotated as putative ubiquitin carboxyl-terminal hydrolase, putative,cysteine peptidase, Clan CA, family C12. Gene Ontology annotation, molecular function: cysteine-type deubiquitinase activity. NCBI's taxonomy places the organism in Eukaryota, Euglenozoa, Kinetoplastea, Trypanosomatida, Trypanosomatidae. Gene Ontology annotation, cellular component: cytoplasm. Gene Ontology annotation, biological process: protein deubiquitination; ubiquitin-dependent protein catabolic process. Bases 1 to 927 code for a protein of 308 amino acids. The transcript has a single exon. The record is from RefSeq and is a predicted model, not a curated record.
AUGCCGGGCUGGUGUCUCAUUGAAAGCGACCCGGCCGUGUUCACGGAGCUGAUCGAGCGCUUCGGCGCUCGCGGCGUGGCGGUGGAGGAAAUUAUUGGCCUCGAGCCGGAGUUCUUCAAGACAUACGAGAACGUCUAUGGCCUCAUCCUCCUCUUCAAGUGGAAGGCGGGUAAGUCGGUGGCGCUAGAUGGCGUGGUAGUGCCGGACGCCCCAGUGUACUUUGCACAGCAGACCGUCACCAACGCCUGCGCCACGCUCGCAAUUGUGAACACGCUGUUGAAUCACGGUGACCACAUUGAGCUCGGUGACGCGCUCACCAAUCUGUUUUCCUUUACGGAGGGUAUGAACGCCCAUCUGCGUGGGACCCAGGUGGGUGAAUGCGAAGUGCUGCGCGAUGCACACAACUCCUUCGCGCCCAGCGAGAUAUUUGCUAUGGAUGCACAAAUGCCAGACACCAGCGACGUGUACCACUACUCCUCGUUUGUGUACAAGAAUGGAUCCAUCUGGGAGCUCGACGGGCUGCAGGAGGGCCCCAUCCUUGCAGCUGAUGCUACCGAUAGUAACUACAAGGAAAAGCUGCUUGAGGUGGUACGUAAGCGCAUCGCUGACAAGAGUGGGGCGGAUAGAGCAGGAACUGGUCAGGGGAUAUCGUUUUCUCUCAUGGCUGUUGUGGAUGAUCGCGUGUUGCAGCUGGAGAAGCAAAUCAAUGAUUUGAAAGCGCGUGAGGCACCGACGGCAUACCUUGAGGGGCAAUUAACACAGUUGCGUGCAGAGCGUGAAAAGGGUCGCAUGGAGAACGAGCGCCGGCGGCAUAACUACAUACCUAUGAUUGUAGAGCUUAUGAAGGCAUUGGCAGAGAAGAAGAAGUUGAAUGGAAUCGUAGCUGAGGUUUUGAAUAAGACUGGACAGCCGUCAAAUAACUAUUGA